Molecule: messenger RNA, 5500 nt
Organism: Dendroctonus ponderosae (mountain pine beetle)
Lineage: Eukaryota; Metazoa; Arthropoda; Insecta; Coleoptera; Curculionidae
Gene: Larp4B
Product: la-related protein 4B
Exons: 14
Coding region: 710-3475 (921 amino acids)
Biological process (GO): positive regulation of translation
Cellular component (GO): cytosol; cytoplasmic stress granule
Molecular function (GO): mRNA 3'-UTR binding
Source: RefSeq, a predicted model, not a curated record
UCAAAUGCAUUAUUUUCGUUCGACAGUUUACUAGAUUUGUGUGGCAUGUGCCCCUGCGACAGCCAUUUUGCCAGUGCGGAGUGAAAUUGUGUCGAAUUUUGCAAAAGUACUGAACAGCGGUAAGCCCUAAUUAUUUCUUCAUUGUGUAAAGGGAAUCGGGUGACGGGGACACGUAGUGCCCAGUUCCGUGCGGUUCCGGUGGCAGGGCCAAAAAACUGUCAACGAAAACAUCUGCGGCGACCAAUCUGUACCCUCUGCCACCCGUAGAACAGCUCGUUCCAUGGAAGCCGCUUAAUCGGGCACAUGUUUUCCGGCCCCAAAACCACUUGAAACGCCUCAAUUCUCUCGUAACACUCGUGCGGUUGGUGGGUCGAUUUGGGCGAUGCGUGUAGGGCUGCGCCCCAGCCCUUUGGUACUCGCUGCGCGGUUUUAACUGGCCGCCCUUUGGGGCUCUGCUGGAGUUUCCUGGGCAACUGUAGGUUUUUUGGCGUCCCCCCACAUCGCCCCCAGAGAGGGCGAAACCUGCCCACUGGCCGAUCGCUUAUCGCCCCCCAGGCUGUGCAACCGGGCAGCCCCCUUCAACCCCGGGGGCCCUCCUCAAUAGGCCAUUGAAUGGCUAUGACCUUGACGUAAAAUAUUACACCCAUCACUUUUCCGAAAUAUAAGGUUAGGUUCCACUUCUGCUGCAACUAUCACCACCUUUAUUACCAUGCAUGGCUACGUGUACAUGAAUGGGGACAUCGGCAAAAGCAAUUCGGGGGCGGCGUUCAUGGGCGCCGUCCCUGAAUCUUCGGGUGGGCCGCUGUCGGGAGCCCCCGGAGCUGCGCACGUGCCCCAUCACCACCACCAGCCCCAUCUUGACUACAGUCUAACAACAGCUGCCGGACCUUCUGCCGUAAACAUCCCCAUAGCAAAUGGGGUUGUAGAUGGUGCGGACGGGUCAACAAUGAGUUCUGCCGAAGGAGGGGCGCCACCCCAUGCUGCCCAGACUCUUACCUAUCCCUUGCCUCAGCUGAAGCAGAUGCUGUCCCAGCAAUUGGAAUACUAUUUUUCCAGAGAAAAUCUGGCAAACGAUGCCUACUUGCUGUCGCAGAUGGACAACGACCAGUACGUUCCCAUAUGGACGGUGGCCAAUUUUAAUCAAGUGAAAAAGCUGACCAAGGACAUCAAGCUCAUUACCGAAGUGCUGCGAGAGUCGCCCAAUGUGCAGGUGGACGAGGAGGGCCUCAAAGUGCGCCCCAAUCACAAGCGUUGCAUCGUCAUACUGCGCGAGAUUCCUGAUAAUACUCCUCUGGACGACGUUAAGAAUUUGUUCUCCGGAGAGAAUUGCCCCAAGUUGAUCUCCUGCGAGUUUGCUCACAAUAGCUCAUGGUACGUCACUUUUGAAUCGGAUGACGACGCCCAGAAGGCCUAUCGUUUCCUGCGCGAAGAAGUCAGGCUGUUUCAAGGACGGCCUAUAAUGGCGCGCAUCAAAGCCAAGACGACAUGCCGACCGCCAUUGCCGCACGCCAUUGUUCCAGCGCCCGCUAAAAACGGAUUCCGGGCUACGCCCCCGCCUCAAGCUGUCUUUGAUCCGGGCGCAUACCCGCCCGGGCAGCAGCGCUUCGUGUACACAAAUGGGGCGCCCGGCCAGCCGCAAAUGCCUGCCGCUGCCGCCGCCCCUUACAGCCAACUGGUUUAUGGUGGUUUCCAGCAGCAGUUUCCCAAUAAUUACGUGGCAGCGUGGUCGCCGUCCGCCACCGGUUUCUUCGAUAUAAGCAGCGUGUUCCAGGUGAAUGGGCUGGCGCCACAGCAGUUCAAGCAUCAAAACUACCGGGGCUCGCAGGGCCGGCCCCGCAACAAGCAGCGUCCAGCCAUCCAAUCGCAACAACAACAAUCAAACAACGAACAACAGGGUCAGCCACAUGGCAGUCAACCGGCGCGGGUGUCGUCCAGCCUGAUGGGUGGCGUGCCUCAUCGCCCCAGCUCUCCGAACUACGGAUAUAUGGGCCAGGUGCCCAACAGCACCCACCAUCCGCAGCAGCGCUUCAGCUCCUUAGGUAGUCUCGUCAACUCGUCAACAUUCAACAGGACCAGCUCGAGAAUGUCGGGCCAUGAAGGCCCCACCCGGCCGCCCACUCCAGAACCGCCGGAAUACCUCGAGCUGUCUGAUUCCACUGGUCGCUACAUUGCCGCCCCUUCGGCUUUGGGAAUGGCCCCAACGAUACAUCCGGACUCACUGGCUGUGGCGGACCUUUAUCAGUUCGGCGCCCCGGCGCCGUUCAUCUACCAUCGUCCCACUGCGGAGGUUUUGCCGCCGCGGCAUCGCAACCGCAAAAAGCGCGACGAGGACGUGCCCGCUCUGACUAAUGGCGCUGCUGCUUCGACUGCGCCCUCUCACCACGCCAAUGGGGCCAACACUGCGCCCACAUCAACCCCAGUCGCAGCCAACGGCUCCAAGUCGCAAUUCGAUCUAGUUGAUGCUGCCUUUCCUCCGCUACCUGGUUUGGAGGCCAGUAACGGACCGCUGCCCACUAAGCCCGCGCAGCACUUCAGCAAUCACAGUGGGCCCACGUAUAGCAACCCCACCUCGCACCAUUUCCCACCAGCCGGCCAGUCAAAAGCCGAGGGGUCCACUCAGACUGUGGAAGUGGCGCCAGCGGCCACAUGGGGCGAAAGUCGCCUGGCUGAUGUGGUCAAGGGCGUGGCCAAAGCGAAGGGCGCUGCGCCCAAGACGGAAACUGCGCCUAAGGAGGAGAGCGACGUUGUGUCGCCGCGCAGCGUUUCACCGCAAAGAGAUGCCAAGACAGAGGAGCCUGUCAGCACUGAAGUAGUGUCAACUCCGCCCAGUUCCCCUCAUAGUAGACCGGCUGUCGCUCAACCGGUAAAAUGUACAAUGUCAGACAAGUCGACAAAGACGGACGAUGUCCUGUUGAAUGGGUGUGACAGAGAGAGCGUGCCCACCACAACAAAUGCCGCAACCAUGACCACCACUGUGGUUUUGCCGACAGAGGGAGCUGCGCGGCCUGUCGGCACUGCCACCACUCAGUCGGCAUUCCAUCGGCAAGACUCAAAAGGGGGCGGCCCGCAGCCCGUUUCUGCUCCUUCUCCUCCACCAACGGAUUCCCCUGGGCAUCCGCCGCGAAUGAGCUACGCGCAAGUGGCUCAACAUCACAAGGACGGACAAAUCAAAGGCGGCAAGCAGGCGGCGCCCUCUGCUGCGCCAGCAGACAAGGCCUUGGACAGCCCACCUGCGCAUAAUCAAAAGGCGAGCCAGACCUCGUUGGGAGCAGGCGCGCGGACGUCCCAAGCCGAACGUGAUAGUAGUGUUAAGGAUAGUCGAGACUAUAAGAAUGAUGGACCGAGGCCAGGAGGACGCAGCAACCCGUCGAAUGGUCGGCAGGCCGCUCAUGAUCGUCCAGGGCGCCGGAAACCGGAGCCCCGCCAGACGCAGCUGCGGGAUUUUGUGCCGUCGGCGCCCCGCUCUCCUAAGUAGGGCCCCCACUCUGGGCAACUGUGCGCAAAGUGCAUCUUGGACUAUUAGCGGCCUGUUAACAGGUUUGAUAUUGCGCGCGUGGAGCAGUCCAUUCUUCUGUACUUCUGUGCGAACAGUGACGAACUUUGCGAACUCUAUUAGUUGAUAAUUGUUUAGCAAUCUGGAAGUCUUCAAUUGCCGACGUUCCACGUUGUUUGCAAAACCCGGUGCAUUCGCAGAUCGCCGGAGCUGUUCGCCACUCAGACAAUUGUUCAGUGUUGUUCCUAGAGCCGGACGAAGUUGAGUUGAAUCGAACGCAAGCAUAACACGGACGAUAUUGACGGCGCUGCGUUGUCUGUGAUUGUCCGCGCUCUUUAAUUUUUAAUCGUUCUUGGUUGGCGAGGUCGGUGAUCGGGUUGGCCACGGCCUUCUCCCCUUGCUCCAGAUAAGGCCUAAUGUUUUCCAGUCCAUCCAGUUCAGUCUCAACUCGGCAACAACCUCAUGACUCGGUUAAUUUGCGUGUCUUGGGCCGAUCUCGCGCGUCUUUUCCGAACCCAACCCGCCGUUUACUGUGUGUAUGCAUGUUUCUUGUACAGGCUGAUAUAUUAACGAUCAUUAAUAUGUUUAAAGAUUAUUUUUGACAGAAAUAACUACUAUUCUUACCAUUUAACUGUAUAAGCUGUAUAAAUGGGACUAUAGCUAUAAUAUUGUAUAUUUAUAAUUUGUUGUUGGGUUUUUCGAUUAGGUUUUACCGGCCCUCGAUCGUUGACUGCUGGUCACUUUCCGGAUAGCUGGCGAUCCAGGGCUUUAGCGAUACGAACGCUUGGCUGCUGUUCUGUUGCUCGACCGCACGCUAGUGAUUUGUACAUGCGUCUUCGAACCGUUUUAGUUAGGGCUGCGUCGUCGAGGGCUUAUCGACUAUUUUGCUAGGUGAUUACUAAGUUAAGAUAGCUGAAAUUGUGAUUUUUAUAUUGUGCGUUGCCACCGUCGGGCAAUUCCCCGGUAGCCAAACAACUUUGUUAGAACUGACCGAUUAACCCGAGCUUGUUGCAAUUUCUCUGUAGGAUGCCCGUGAGGGGAGCGGCAUGGACGCACUACAUACAAAACACUCACUGAACUGUAAUUUAUGUAUCUAUACUGUAAAGCUUGUUAAUAUGACCCCCCAUGUAGUGCGUCUGUUCCGCGAUUGUGAGGAGAAUUCAAAUUUUCAGCUCAGUUGAUGUGAGUUUGGCCCCGGAGUUUCGCGAAAAUCCCCUGUAUAUUAUUGAGUACUUUCUAUUAUCCGAUGGGCCAAAGUAUCGUUGUUAAUAGGCUGUGUUUGUACAUAACUAUAAUACAGAGUGUUUGGGUGUCGCGGCAACGGUUCAGAAAGGCGUCCACUCUUCUCAGUAUCAUGAAAGGGCGUGCGGUCGACGCUGGAUCGGCCGCCGCAAAAAUCUUAUUUUAAGACUGUUAGCUGAUCAUAUGAAUAAUUUUAAGAUUGUUAUUUUGCCCGCAGGGCAACGCGCACCCUUUUCAAGCAACAUACGAGACCAAUGAAAGUAUUUUUAAGUGAGAAAACAGCGCUCGGUUCCGGAACAGCGUUUCGGGGCCGGGGCGCCCAAAAAAAACUUAAUUUCGUUUGGACGGAAGUCUCCUAUGUUUUACUCCCGGGGUGUUAUUUUUAAGGUCAUUAUUAAUCAGUUAUUUUCUUUUUUCCCAUUAUUUUCUUUAAGGUUUGCGAUUAGCGCACGCCUAAUGUUCCUCUCUGUCGAAUGCAUUUAAACAUUACAUCGGCAGCAAAAAUCGAGUAUUUUAUUUUGUUCACCCGACCCAUCCAUUUGGCAGUUGACCGAAAGAGGCUGAUUAGGUUUGUCCUAAUCCAGACCCGCGGGGCAGGGUUUAAUGGGGCUUUUUAUUCAUUUCACUUGCGUUCACUUUUAGGGUUUCGCCUUUGUUUUAUAUAGAAGAGACUUUAGACAGUGAUAUGACUUAAUAAUAUAUAAAUAACUAGUUGUACGUCGAAGAUUGUGUAUAAAAUUACUACUAUUAAAAUGUUUGGAAGAA